Pleuronectes platessa (European plaice) is the source of this 4459-nucleotide messenger RNA. It is a transcript of the gene etnk2, whose product is annotated as ethanolamine kinase 2. The record is from RefSeq and is a predicted model, not a curated record. Gene Ontology annotation, cellular component: cytoplasm. The transcript is spliced from 9 exons. Gene Ontology annotation, molecular function: ethanolamine kinase activity. Lineage: Eukaryota; Metazoa; Chordata; Actinopteri; Pleuronectiformes; Pleuronectidae. Gene Ontology annotation, biological process: phosphatidylethanolamine biosynthetic process. The coding region runs from base 273 to 1355 and encodes 360 amino acids.
GGCGGAGCCAAGUAAGAGAAAGUGGUACAGUGGGUUGAUUGCUCCCAAGAUAAACCGGCGGCCAGCAUCUCUACCGGCAGUGUUACCGUUCAUCUUCUUCAAACUCCUCUUCAUCACCACUGCUGCCCUUCGCAAGUUAAGAGCCUGACAAUCAUUCACACACACACACACAAGGAGGAUUUAGCUGCUUGCAAACCGAGCGACACUUUGCAUGCUGCGGUGUCUGGAAGUGAAGGAAGCGAAGAUUAACGACCCAGUUACGUGGCUGUAGGAUGGAGACUCAGAUACAUGUGCCCGUCGGCUCGCCGGUCAUCAGGAAAAUCCCCAUCUUCGUGGACGAACACGACGUCGCGGGGGGAGCGAUGGAGCUCAUCAAAGAGCUGAGACCGGCGUGGGACUCCAGCCUUGUCAAGACCAAGCUCUUCACUGAUGGAACCACCAACAAGCUGGUGGGCUGCUAUGUGGAGGACAGUCCGGACGAUGUGGUGCUGGUGCGAGUAUACGGCAACAAGACAGAGUUGAUCGUGGACAGAGACAAUGAGCUCAAAAGCUUUCAGGUACUACAUGCGAACGGUUGUGCGCCCCGCCUCUACUGCACCUUUCAGAACGGCCUCUGCUAUGAGUUUAUGCAAGGGGACGCUCUUGGGACGCAGGAUGUCCGGGAUCCUUCCCUGCUCAGAAUGAUAUCCAGGGAGAUGGCUCGUAUCCAUGCAAUCCACGCACACAACGGCUGCAUCCCCAAACCCAACCUCUGGAUCAAGAUGAGAAAAUACUUCUCUCUUGUGGCCACAGAGUUCACAGACCAAGCCUCCAACAUCAGGAUCCAGCAGGAGGUGCCCAGCAAGGCCGUUCUGGAGGAGGAGAUGGUUUGGAUGAAGGAGCAUCUAUCCACACUUGGCUCCCCUGUAGUGCUUUGCCACAAUGACCUGCUCUGCAAGAACAUAAUCCACAACAACAAAGAGGGUCAUGUUCGGUUCAUUGACUAUGAAUACUCCAGCUACAACUACCAGGCCUUCGACAUCGGGAACCACUUCAACGAAUUUGCAGGUAUGGCUGAGUUGGACUAUGGGCUGUACCCCAGUCAGGAAAUGCAAAUGGAAUGGCUCAAAAUUUACCUGCAGGCCUACAAACUCUUCACCAAGAACACAGAGGAUGUCAGCCCGCGGGAGCUGGAGACACUCUAUGUACAGGUCAACAAGUUUGCUCUGGCUUCUCACUUCUUUUGGGGCUUCUGGGCACUCAUCCAGGCAAAAUACUCCUCCAUCGAUUUUGACUUCCUCGGGUACGCUGUGCUUCGCUUCAACCAGUACUUCAAGACCAAACCUGCGGUGAUGGCCAUGCAGAUCCCAGAAUGAGAAGAGAUGAGAGAAUGAGACCGGAUGAGAGGAGAAGACAAGCAGGAGGGUGUAAAAGGUUUUAUGGUGGGAACUCUUCUCAGUGAGCCAGUUGCCAAUUGAGCACUGCUUGGUCUACCCGGCAUCUCUUUUCUGCAACAAGCACAGUUGCUCUUUGAUUCCUCCAGACUUGGCUCCACAUCUGUCACAACUCUAGCUCAACAACUAUAAAACUUCCAUGAGUUCAUUGUGUGUAUGUUCUUAGUUUCUCUAUAAACCUGACGCCUUGCUUUCCUCAGCAGCUGAACCAGUCGUAGUGAACACAGUAGUCUGAGUUUGGGUAGAGAUCACUGCUUUACUGUCCUUCACACCAGGGCAAAAGUGUUCCAAAUCGCUGGUAAUGAAGGUCAAAAGCGAGAUGACACUGUAAGGACAGUUAGGUUCUCCUGUUCUGUGCAUUGUAUCUGUGGCUCAAUGCCACGUCCUCAUUACAGUUAGAAACUGGCUACAGAUGCUUUUCACCUGGGAUUCCUCAAAUUCUGCAUAUGGUGUGCAGUGAGAUCAUUCCUCCUUAUAACAAUUCUAAUCUACCUGAUCCAUCAUUCGCAUUUCUCAGUUUAUGGUGCUAAGUGCUUGUUGCUGUGAUAUCUCUGCACUGUACUUCCCAGAGUCCGCCUGUACAUCUAUUGCUACAAGUGGCACUGUGCCGUCUCCUUUCCUCUGAUUGAUGCAGUUUGAGCUUCUGUCGGUUCCUCCUCUAACUAUUCAGCAAACUGCUGUUGCUGCUGCUGAAGUAGGAAAACUACUUUUCUUUGAGCUCCUGGACUUUUCUCCUCGAAAGACCAACCUGACACUUUAAGAUGUGUGGCGCGACAAAAAGAGAAGCUUCUCAAUGACUGGUAGUAGGUUGAAUCACUAUUGUGUUCUAGCAGUCAGUGAUACAAAGAAACUAAAUGUGCAUUUUGUUAUGUUUGUAGAUUAUUUAUCUCAGGUCAACUUCUGUUCACUUUGGCUGGUUUUAAUUGGAGCAGGGGAGCAGCAGCAGAUAUGAAGGAGACUGGUGUGAAGGCCACUUUAAUCUCUGUCCAUUUCUGUCCUCAAACCAUUUUUCCACCCCCUUCACUUUUAUGGUUAAAGGGACACGCUCUGUUAAACUUUCCAGACCUCUUGGAAAAUUCCCUCCCCUCUAAUGCUUUACUGCUCAUCAGUUUACCAUCUUUAUUCUCCUUCCACCACAGUCAGGUUUCAUCCCUCCCUUUGCCCACAGAUGUUGAGACUUUAACGCCUGUUCCAAUGGAGAACUUAACAUCAGAGACUGCUCUAAGCUCCAAUCUGUAAUCCAGUCACAUCAAAGAUCUACAGCCAAAAUUUUACUUACAUAAUCACACAUUGCGUAAUUCGUGUCGAGGGUCAAAUUGAAAGUAGCUUUAAAAAAGAACCAGGAAUGGGUUUUCUGUGGCUCACUGUCCAUCAUGAGACCACCUCUGUCCCUUCCAGAGAGGAGUUAAUCAACACUUAAACAAAGCUUGAACCCUUAAACUGGGACUCCAGUGUUUGAAAUACUUUUUUAAAUAAGAAAAAAAGGUUGAUUUCAAAGCAUGAAAUCAUAAGAUUGACUCAAGUGACCUCACUUGAGUCAGCCAUUGUGUGGUCUGGAGACUUUACAGAAGUCUACAGAUGUGGAGUUUGAAAUAAGUGAGUUUACAGAGUAGUGAUGUAGCACAUGACAUGAGAGGAGUAAUAGCUCCUGGACUAUGGAUUGUAUGUGUGAUAUGCACAAUGAACACAUUUGAACAAGGAUGUAGAUGUUCAGAUUUCCAAAUUUGACUUCACUCUGCAAAUGUGACACUAUAGUUACCUGCUCCUCAUCUAUGCUUGAGGCUAUGGUUUUAUUCCCAUUGGGGCUAUUUGCACCAUGUCCACUCUUAGUAUUGCAUUUAGGGGGGAGCCAAGAGACAGAUUUUUAAUACAUAUUUAUCAGAAAUGAAUCAGCGGAAAUAUACUGACUUUUCUUCAGUAAAGGAUUUCUAUUUGGAGAUUGUUGUCUCCAGUUCCAGGCUGAACUGACUCAAUUGCAGUGUUAAUUUUGGCAGCUAUUUUUGAUUUAGUCGAAAAUGCAUAUUAGUUUUAGUCACAUUUAGUCAUUUUUAUCCUUCUUAGUUUUAGUCUAGUUUUAGUCGACGAAAACUAAUUACAUUUUAGUCUAGUUUUAGUCACAUUUAGUAGCCACAGUAAACUCCUUUUCUUCCCUUCUCAGGCCCAGGGACCCUGUGUUGUGUCUAAAACUGCAUAAUAGUCUAGCUUGCAGUACUUAGGUUGUCCAUUAGAUAUCCCUACCAGCAUAGGUCUAUAGCAGGGGUCGGCAACCUUUACUUACUUAUUUUGCCCCCUCUUCCCCCAAAUAAAAUGUGUCUGGAGCCGUAAAACUUAUUUGAUAACAAAGCUUAUAAAGUUAUACUAUACUAAACUAUAGUCAACAAAAUUAACACUGCUCAAUUGAUAUCACCUGCGUCAAACUAAUGAUCAUGUUUACUAUCACUUAUUGUUUUGAUUAUUUAUUAGUCUAUGAACUGUCAACGUUUGUUAAAGAAUGCUUCCCAGAGUCCAUAAGUGGUCUCUUAAUUGUCUUGGUUAUGAAAAUUUAGCAUUUAUUCUAUUUAAAACUCAACACCACACACGCACUUCCAUAACCAACAGGACAGGAUUCAGUCCUCCUUCUCAUCAUUGACGUAUUCACUGAUCUGUCCGGUCCGACGACUGGUAAAUACAUACCUCAAUCUCUCUGAAGCCGUUCAUUCAAGCUGGGCUCCAGAGAAGAGGACGGACUUAUCUAUCACAACCACACAAAUUGACUGAGGGGGUGACACUGAGCUUAUUUGUCAGAACAGACAGAGACAAACUGACGAUAUUGGUUUUCAAGUGCUUUUAGAGGGGUCACAUUUAUGUCUGAAAUGUGUCCAUGAAUCUUAGUGAUGAUAAGAGCUGUCUGAAUGUGAAUUAUAACUCAUUUUAGGGCUCUGUGAGGCUUAAUUAAUUUAAGAGGUUACUUAGUGGAAGAUGAAUUGAUAUGAAGGAAAUUAUAUGGGAGCAAAAACCAACCAACAGAAUCUUCCUGAAAAAAAGAA